Molecule: messenger RNA, 3848 nt
Organism: Phacochoerus africanus (Common warthog)
Lineage: Eukaryota; Metazoa; Chordata; Mammalia; Artiodactyla; Suidae
Gene: HS3ST6
Product: heparan sulfate-glucosamine 3-sulfotransferase 6
Exons: 2
Coding region: 2697-3725 (342 amino acids)
Molecular function (GO): [heparan sulfate]-glucosamine 3-sulfotransferase activity
Source: RefSeq, a predicted model, not a curated record
GAUGGCAAAAAAAAAAAAAAAAAAAAGGUUCAUGGUAGACCCAUAACGCUGGAAGCAACCCAGGUGUCCAUCAGCUGAUGAAUGGACAGAAUGUGGUCCAUCCUUUCAGUGGGAUGUGAUUCAGCCAGAGAAAGAACGAUAGCGCUGACACACUGAGACGUAAAUGAGCCCUGAACCUGUUGUGCUGCAUGAAAGAGGCUAGUUGCAAAAGGCCACUUACCUGAAACGUGGGGAAGAGGUGAAUCCACAGAGACAGAAGGUAGAUUCGUGGUUACCAGGGGCUGGGGGAGGGGAGAAGAGGGAGCGACGGCUCAGGGUUACGAAUUCUUUUUGGGGCGAAGAGUAGGCUCCAAGUUGAUUAUGGUGGUGAUGGUUCAACUUUGUGACUCUACUGGAAACCAGCGUAUUAGAGAAGCUAAGCGGCCCGAAUCCAAAGGCGUGGGAAUUGCUUCUCAGCGAAGACCUUCCUUCAGAGGCGGGACUGAGGUUUCCCUGUUAGGGACCAGAGGCUUGGGGCCGGAGGGGCCUGAGGCCACAUGCCACGAGGCCCCGCCCGGUUCCUCCUCACCCCCACCCCUGUCCCAACACUGCCCUCUGAGGGUUUCCUCACCCCCGGGGACGCUGUCCUGCUGCUCCUCGCCUAACCAUCUCCUCCAGAAAGCCUUCCGCAGCCUCUCCUCUCUCCCAUCCUUCCCCUGGGCGACCUUUACUAGUGCCUGUCGGCUCUGGGGUGCCCUGGUGGACAAACAGCCAAGGCUGCCAUCUGGGAUGUCCCUGGAUUUGCACCCACCCCUCACCAGAGAGCCAUCUGGCAGGUGGAGAGAGGGGCAACUGCCCAGCCCCAAGCCGACUUCUGUCCUCGACCUCCUCCCCCGGCCCCAGCACAUUGGGUAUCCUGCCGUUCUUGAUAAAAGCUUCCUGGAAAGUCUGCAAGCAGGUGUGUCUGUGGGUGCAGGUCGUCGGGGGCGGGCGCUAAGGAAAAGGCAUGCCCAGCAGGGAGAAGAGCAUGAGCAAAGCCUAGGAGGCAGAAACAACCGUGCCUGUGCUGGGGCAGCGAGAUGGAGGGGCCACCAGGGUUCAGUGCUGGAAUUUGGAGGCCCAAGUGGUGGCUGCUAAGGCUGUGGGUGGGUGCUGCAGGUGGAGUAGGUGGCUCUAGGAGAACCAACCUGUCUGGAACAAAUCUUGCUUUAAGCUAGACCAGAAGAAGAACUUCCUGUGAUCCUGCGUGUGCCAGCAUGCAGCCCAGACAGUGAUGUGCCAACACCCCGUGACAGGGCUCCUGGCUGAGUCUUGCCCUGACAAGCAGGUGCAGGCUUGGCAUCUGGGAACUGGGCUGGGCCCCCGGUCAGGGGUCCUCACCCCACUGGCUCUGAAGAGCCCCCUUCCUGCCAGGGCUGCCUCUGGGCGGGAGUUCUGGAAAUGUCUGUGGGUCAUGGAGGCCCCUGCCCUUGGGAAGUGCUCUGGAUCAGCCUGAGUUCCAGAUCCCUUUAGGCUCAGGGAUAGCGCAUUAACCAGCCAAAGCCAGGGCAGUGGUCUCAGGGCAUUGGCUGGAGGAAGGCUAGGCUCUUUGGGGAGCUGGGGCCCAGCUCCAGAAACUGUGAAUCCAGGAAGGUUGGGGUAGAGGCAGAGGGAGGACACACGUUCCUUCCCGUCUCAGCCUAGGACUGGGGCUCCCCCCUCUCCCAGCCGGCUCUCCUCUGCCUUCCUUGUGCUGUGCUGGGGGUUCAGUCAACCUCGGGGUGCAUACAACUCCUGCAGAGUGUCCACUGCCCAGCAGGUCUUGGUACUGUGCGUGGCUUCUGGGUUUCCCUGCCCCUCAGAGGAAGCUCCUAGGUCAGGACCCAGGCUCUUCCUUCGAGUUUCCCAGCACAGGUCUCCUGAAUCCUUCUCAUCUCCCAUAGGAGCCACUUUGCCAGAGUCAGAGAUUGGUCCCUGACAUCCGGGGGACCCACGAGGCUGCACAGACAGCCAGUAUGACAUGGUAGGAAGGGUCAGGAGACUGAAGUCCGAUGUCACUGGGCCCUUGUCGACAAGGCCUGUCCUCUCCGAGCCUGUCUCUCAGACGUCAAUCACGCCUGGCUAGCCCUCUCCAGUCCUCAGGCCCGUGGUCCUGAUGAAUGGCAGUGGCAAGCCCACUGGCAGCAAGGCGCGCCUCAUUCCCGCCGGAGAAUUUCCCUGACCUUCCGGCAACAUCUCUGCUCACUGGGGCUGGGGUCAACGCUCCCCCUCGGCCCACGUGCUCUGCAUGUGAACCUGCCACGCCGCCCUUGUCUGGGAGGGACGGCGAUGUGCCGUCUAAGAUCUGGUCCUUUGGCCAGCGGUGCGGUCCUGUCACCGUUCUGCGUCCCGACCCGCCGCUGCCGUAUCCUGGCGCGCAAGGCUGAAGACGUUGGAGCAGAGAUGGCUGGGGCUUAGGGUCUCUGAGCAGGCUCCGCGGGCUAGUCCCUGAGGCUCGGAGUCACGCAGCGACGCCCUUGGGUGUCGGCGUGUCCUGAGCGGAGCAGAGGUCCAAGCGGGGCGGGGCCUCUGGGCGGGGUGGAGCAUCCCGCUCCCGGUCCCGCCCCGCGCCCGUUUCCAGGCGGCGAGGAGGUGGGGCUCAGAGCAGAAGCCCGGCGCCCGCGGGCUGAGCGCGGCGCAGGUCGGGAUGCGUGGCCCCCUGCAGCCCCCGCUCCCGAGCCUGGGCACCGUUCGGCCCCAUGGCAGGUAGCGGCGGCCCGGGCGGCGGGGCCGGGAGCAGCCAGGGCGCGGGGGGCGGGCCCGGGGCCGCGCUUCGGGCGCCCGGUGCGCCCCUGCUGUUCGCCGCGUUGGUGCUCGGAGCCUACUGCCUCUGUGCCUUCCCAGGACGCUGCCCGCUGGCCGGCCGCGUCCCUGAGCCAACCCCCGCGCCUACCGAGCCGCCCACCUUCGCCCGCAGCCCCGGGGCGCCGAGUCUGCCCGUGGCCAGCGGCUCGGGCCGCCGGCGCUUCCCCCAGGCGCUCAUCGUGGGCGUGAAGAAGGGCGGCACGCGCGCCCUGCUGGAGUUUCUGCGACUGCACCCUGAUGUCCGCGCCCUCGGCUCGGAGCCCCACUUCUUCGACAGGUGCUACGAGCGCGGCCUCGCCUGGUACCGGAGCCUGAUGCCCCGCAGCCUGGACGGGCAGAUCACCAUGGAGAAGACGCCCAGCUACUUCAUCACCCGGGAGGCCCCGCGCCGCAUCCACGCCAUGUCCCCGGACACCAAGCUGAUCGUGGUGGUGCGGAACCCGGUGACCCGGGCCAUCUCCGACUACGCCCAGACGCUCUCCAAGACGCCGGGCCUGCCCAGCUUCCGCGCGCUGGCCUUUCGCCGCGGCCUGGGCCCCGUGGACACGGCCUGGAGCGCCGUGCGCAUCGGCCUGUACGCGCAGCACCUGGCGCGCUGGCUGCGCUACUUCCCUCUGUCCCGCUUCCUCUUCGUCAGCGGCGAGCGGCUGGUCAGCGACCCAGCCGGGGAGCUGGGCCGCGUGCAGGACUUCCUGGGCCUCAAGCGGGUCGUCUCGGACAAGCACUUCUACUUCAACGCCACCAAGGGCUUCCCCUGCCUCAAGAAGGCCCAGGGCAGCGGCCGCCCGCGCUGCCUGGGCAAGUCCAAGGGCCGGCCGCACCCGCGCGUGCCCGAGGCCGUGGUCCAGCGCCUGCGCGCCUUCUAUCGGCCCUUCAACCUCAAGUUCUACCAGAUGACUGGCCAGGACUUUGGUUGGGACUGACGAGGCUGGGAGCCGGUGCCCCCCCGCCCCGGACCCUCAGGACGCUUCACUUACGCCUGCAACCCGGCCAUGCGCUGCCCAGCGAAAUCGCGACCAAAUAAAUGUCAGAUCUGUGUUCUUCCA